This is a messenger RNA of Gadus morhua (Atlantic cod), 2511 nucleotides long. RefSeq names its product G protein-coupled receptor 34b (gene gpr34b). The coding region runs from base 1145 to 2287 and encodes 380 amino acids. Gene Ontology annotation, cellular component: membrane. NCBI's taxonomy places the organism in Eukaryota, Metazoa, Chordata, Actinopteri, Gadiformes, Gadidae. Gene Ontology annotation, molecular function: G protein-coupled purinergic nucleotide receptor activity. The transcript is spliced from 7 exons. The record is from RefSeq and is a predicted model, not a curated record. Gene Ontology annotation, biological process: G protein-coupled receptor signaling pathway.
UCCCGACUCUCCGAGCUGGAUGGCAACUCCAAACCCACCCAGCUUCACCGGGGCCGAAUUCUCUUUGGAUGCCAGCAACACACAGUGAGGCUGCGGAAGAAAGAAAGACAGAAGGACGGCCUACACCUAAUUAAAGAGGAACAUCACGAAACUCUGUAUGGCACACCCAAUUCCCGAACCGCAAAGCUUUUACCACUUUGCACACCCAUGUUUUCUUCAAGCUAUCUGAACGUAGAGACUUGUGGUCGGACGUUGUUUACAACAGCACUGCUGAAAAAAAGUUGAACGGUGCACAACAUUUGUCAAAGUCCUCACUUCAAACAAGACUAGCAGCAGGAGAGGAAGGAGGUUAUCUUCAAGCACCCGAAUUCGAGAGAAUUCCAUAUUCCAGGACACAUAUGGAGGAUUGAUCUCAUUUUCAACAGACGUGAGAGAUGUUGGAAUGAGUCUCGAGAUGGAUUAAGAUAAAGACAUUUCAGGCACCACAUUUUUGAGCACCAAAUGUAGUUCAAUCGGCUGGAUAUAUUCGUAUGGAAAGGAGGUGAAGGAGAGAUACACACAGAGGAGGGAACACAAGAGGAUAUCGAAUGUAUUUCACUGGAUUCUUUUCUUUUCUUUGAAUCACUACCAAGGGGAAUACAGAAGAGUACUUUUGAGUUUUGAAAAAUAUGGAAUUCGAGAGAAUUCCAUAUUCCAGGACACAUAUGGAGGAUUGAUCUCAUUUUCAACAGACGUGAGAGAUGUUGGAAUGAGUCUUGAGAUGGAUUAAGAUAAAGACAUUUCAGGCACCACAUUUUUGAGCACCAAAUGUAGUUCAAUCGGCUGGAUAUAUUCGUAUGGGCAGAAUCUCCAGCCAACCUCACCACCACAAUCACACACCAGCACCUGCGUCUAGACACCAUCCAAGGAAAUUGAUCCCCCGGCAAUUUCAUACUUCAAUAAUACAUCGUCCACAAGAAAAACUUGAUGUUGACAAAUUGCAAAAUGUGUUUUUUAACACGAGUCUCUGAAUGAUUGGUUUUGUUGUUUUUUCUCAAUUGCUUGCACCACUACAUCGACUUAUUUGCCCACUCCUCCAUCAAUCAGAGGUGAAGAACCCAACAAGGACGACCUCGUGAAGUCAAACAUCGUCACCACAAUAGCCAUGAUGGCUUUUCCUUUCCUAAACUCCAGUGGCCAAGACAGCCAGGUGUCGGUGGGCCCGUCCCCCGAGCCCGGCCCGCAUUGUCCCUCGGACACCAGCUCCAUGCGGAUCCCCCUGACGCUCUUCUACGCCCUCUUCGUCGUGCUCGGCCUGGCCGGGAACCUGCUGGCCCUGUGGGUGUUCCUGCGCGACCGCUCCAAGCAGGGCUCCGUGCGCGUGCUCCUGGUCAACGUGGCGCUGUCGGACCUGCUGCUGGUGGUCUGCCUGGCCUUCAGGGUGUGGUACCACGGGGUGCGCAGGGAGCGCUGGGAGCUGGGCGCCACCAUGUGUCACGUGGUGGGAAACUUCUUCUACAUGAACAUGUACAUCAGCAUUGUGCUGCUGGGGCUGAUCAGCAUCGACCGCUACUUGAAGAUCAGCCGAGGCGGGGUGCCGCUGCAGCGGCCCCGCGGUCUGGCGAUGAGGUGCGGCUGGAGAACUGCCGCCUGCGCCCUCAUCUGGGCCCUGGCGCUGGCCUUGACCCUGCUGCUGAUCCUGCUCUCCGAGGAGACUCACCAGGAGCUCCGCAGAUGCUUCCAGUAUAAGUCACUCCAGCACUCCAAGUGGAAGGGCUACCUCAACCUCAUGCUGGUGGUCGUCUUCUGGAUCAGCUACGGCUGCAUGGUGGUUUGCUACGUCAAGAUCGCCUUCAAGCUGCUGAGGACGUCCAAGGAGAAGCCUGACCUGCCCAACGCGGCUCGCUAUGCCCGGACGGCCAACAAGUCUUUCUUCAUCCUCGUCCUCUUCACCGUGUGCUUCGUGCCCUACCACAUAGUGCGCGUCUUCUACAUCGUCAGCCAGAUGACCGACACGUCCUGCUACUGGAGGGGCGUGGUCUACCAGGCUAACGAGGUGGCCCUGCUCUUCUCUGCGCUCAACAGCUGCCUGGAUCCCGUCAUGUACUUCCUGCUGUCGUCACCCAUGAGGAAGCAGGUGAUGCAGUUGCUGGGCAACGUGAUGCGGGUGUGGGAAGCCGGGGCUAGCGGCAGCAGCUACAGUGUCGAGCAGGGUUCGGGCUCAGGCAGGACCGUCCCGAGACAGCAGUCGACUGGCCUGGUGGGCGUCUUCGGGAACAAUACGGAUGACAUUACGAGCCAGCCAUAAGAUGGCGAAGGGAAAAAAAAUAAGAAUUGAAACGUCUGUUUAUGUAUUCCACAGCUUUGUUGGACACAAUUCGAAUUGUUCCUUUAAGGCAGGCUACUUUCUGUUAUUUCUAAACAGGAGGACGUUGCUAUGGACAAGCUUUCAACUGUUCAAUAUUUUGACAUUAUAUUCUGUGUCAAAUUGCAUUUAUUCAACAUUUAUUAAAAAUGAUUAUGAAUGUAUUA